AUGCAGCAUAUAUCUGUGAGCCCGCGGAAUCAAGUUCCCUCUAUGCGGGAGCUCCCAUCUCCGGCUGAACUGCCUCCAGCCAAAAUGACCAAGCUCCAUCCGUCCAAGCCAGGUUCAGAAAAUGCAUCCCUCUUCUUCAUAGGCAGGGCGUGUACUAUCAUAGAGUGGCAUGGUACUCGAGUGAUCACUGAUCCCAACUUCGCUGUUGAAGGGGAAAAGAUUCACCUUAAACGAGGUGUCACUAGUACAUGUCUCACGAAUCCAGCUGUUGAUCUACACAACCUUCCCCGGAUUGAUCUCGUUCUUCUCUCACAUUAUCACGAGGGCUACUUUGAUCCAAAGAUUGAGGCUUCGCUCAGGCGUGAUAUUCCAAUUGUUACUACCCCACAAGUUAAGACACAUCUCAUCUCGAAAGACCAAGAAUUAUUUACCUCUGUGUCCGCACUUCGACCAUUCGAGCAUGUUGAUAUUUACAUUCAAGGCACAGACGGACCGAAACAGCCUCGACUGCGUGUGACAGGGAUGCCAGGGAAGAAUGUAGCUUCAAAGCGGGUGUUGCAAGCAUUGACUCAUGCAACUCCCCCGACCAACGGCUGGAUGCUUGAGUUGGGAUAUGGCACUGCCGAUACGCCAGAGUUCACCUGCAGCUAUCGCAUCUCCAUUUCCGGGGACAUCUUAGCAACCAAGGAACUUCAAGAAGUUACCCGCCGCUACGAGGGACAGCCAAUCGACCUGAUGCUCGCCCGUCUUGGUGGUACGACGCUCCCCUCGUUCCUUGUAGGGCGAAUAAUGGAGCCGCUUGCAUCGACCGUCAAUAUGGACGCUGAGGAUGGAGUGACUCUCAUGCAAUUGAUGAAGCCCGGACUUACGAUCCCAAUUCACUACGACGACUUUGACUUAUUUAAAAAGAAGUCGCCUUCGAAUGCUCGCACUCACCACGCUGUGCGCAGUACCGAACAACUCGCCGAGCCCCCACAGUCGUCUUUCAGCUCCCUCGGCCGCUCCAACACGCAGAACCACUCGCGCGACCGACCGACUGUCACUCUACGACCACCCUCCGUGUCCUUUAAAGGGAAACCCAUAUCCAAUCCCAUCUCCAAUCCCAGUUCGCCCCGAGUCGCGCAAGCAGACGAAAACGAAGUUGUGGCCCAUUUUCGGCCGCAAUCCGAGAACCCCUCACCAGUGACCUUUGAGCGCCCGGCGUCUAUUGCAAUCCAACCAGUGCGAGGUCCACGACCAACUCAUCCUGCCCAUCAAGAUCACGACUGGUCACAGACACAACUGGCCAGUCAGCCUGCCUCCCUGCAGCGAUCGACGACCGACUUGGAGUCGCCGCGGUACCAGACCUAUCGACCCUUCACUCCCCAGGAAUCGGUAUUGCACUCCCGGCCCCCAUCCCGUUACGAGCCGCUUUCCCCAGAGACAUAUCCUGAUGCCAUGCAGUCCACACAGUCCCAGGCCCACUCAGAGAAAUCAGCCCCGGACUCGAGUCGGCGGGGUAGUGACACCAUGCCAGAGCCCGGUCGAGGCACGCCUACACACCGCCGCGAGGACUCCGGGGAAAUCGACGUGCGCGACAUCGAUGUUCGCGCCUUGAUUCAAAAACACGAUGAGCUCCAGGCCAAAUAUUCCAAGGUGAAACGCUACUACUUCGAGAAAGAUGCGCAGGUUCAGCAUCUCCAGAAUACAGUGGCACACCAACGCAUGGCUGUCUCUCGCACGAUUUUAGACGACUCGGAAUAUCAAAAUCGCUUUGGACGACUGGACGGAGCUAUUAAAGAUCUGGCUUUCUCGGUGCGAAAGAACUGGAAGGGCCUUCCUCCAUGGCUCAAGGGGAUGGUGACCGAUGAUGCAUUGGAGGUCGGCAUGAAAGAAAUGACCGCGGUCGGAAGAGCAGUGAUAAGCCGAUGGCUGGUGGAGGAAGUGUUCCAGCGCCACUUCCACCCGGGUUUAGAUCCCGCAUUCAGUGUGCAGUUGAAGAGCAUCGAGAUGAAUUUGCGACGGCAGCGACCGUCGUCUGAGGAAGAUCGCGAGAACGCUUCUGCAAGACUCUCCUACUGGCGCCGCACGACCCUCGAUGGACUGGGUGAUUCUAUCAUCGGACCUGCUGCCGAUAAAAACCGCGCCGGGCUAGUCGAGCAUCUCAUCGGGGAGCUUGCCACGUUCAUGGGAUCUCAACUGCACGAUAACUUGCAGCUAGGCCUGGAAGCAGGUGUGCGCAUGAUCAUCGAAAAUUCAAUUAACAUCAUUGAGAAAGUCCCUCUUGAGGCCCGCGAUGUAAGCGUCGAUUACUUCCCACCAGGCGUCUCGCUCGCCGAGCAAUACAUGAAGGUUGAAGGCCAACUCCCUCACCUUCCCAACCCACCACCUCCAGUGGCAGAUCCAGAGGUCGACGAGCCCACAGAAGGCGAGGUCUCAUCAGGCUCAACGGUGGCACCAUCAGAGAACGUCUCCCCGGCACCAAAGUCGCACAAGAAAUCCAUGUUCGGCGCUUUGAUGGGCCGCAAGCCCGCACCCAACGAUUCGGGUCGACCAGCAGUACCCGGACCAGAAGAGAAGAUCGAGCCAGCGGAGACAACACCCAGUAGCCCACGCAUCCGCUUCGCAGCAUUCCUAGCUGUCGAAGUGCGCGGCAAGGGCCCUGCAACGGUGUUGGUCAAGGCGCCCGUGUGGCUAGUGGAGUAG
This is a messenger RNA of Penicillium antarcticum, 2685 nucleotides long. RefSeq names its product MBL fold metallo-hydrolase. Lineage: Eukaryota; Fungi; Ascomycota; Eurotiomycetes; Eurotiales; Aspergillaceae. The transcript is spliced from 7 exons. The record is from RefSeq and is a predicted model, not a curated record. Bases 1 to 2685 code for a protein of 894 amino acids.